Messenger RNA from Ilyonectria robusta, 834 nucleotides. RefSeq lists its product as uncharacterized. The transcript is spliced from 2 exons. Bases 1 to 834 code for a protein of 277 amino acids. Gene Ontology annotation, molecular function: oxidoreductase activity, acting on NAD(P)H, oxygen as acceptor. The record is from RefSeq and is a predicted model, not a curated record. Gene Ontology annotation, cellular component: intracellular anatomical structure. Lineage: Eukaryota; Fungi; Ascomycota; Sordariomycetes; Hypocreales; Nectriaceae.
AUGUCAGCUAUAAACGGAGCCAACGGACGGCAGUCUAUUCGCAAACCCAACCCCCCUGUCGAAGACAGCCUGUUCAAAUCAUUCAGAUUAGACGGCCGUACUGUGAUUAUUACCGGAGGAUGUGGAGGCAUUGGGUACGAGAUUGCGCGUGGUUUGGCUGAGGCUGGCGCGAACCUUGCGCUGUGGUAUCACAGCUCCACAGCCCACCAGAAGAUGCAAAACAAAAUCUCUCAAGACUUUGGCGUCAAGGUUGAAACCUACCAGGUGGACGUUCGAAAAUAUGCAGAGGUCGAGGCGACUGUUGCUCAAGUCGUCAAGGAUUUUGGCCAGCUAGACGUAAUGAUUGCCAACGCCGGCAUCCCCACCAAGGCUGGAGGUCUUGAUGACAAGGUGGAGGACUGGGACAAUGUCCGGGCUACUGAUUUUGAUGGUGCUUACUAUUGUAUGCGCGCCGCCGGUCUUGUUUUCCGAGAGCAGAAGCGCGGCGUUGGCAUCAUCACCGCAAGCAUGAGCGGCCAUGCCGCCAAUGUGCCUCAGGAGCAGAGCUGCUAUAAUGCCUGCAAGGCUGGUUGCAUUCAUCUGGCCAAGAGUCUGUCAGUCGAGUGGGCGAAAUGGGGUGGUCGCAUCAACUCGGUUAGCCCUGGGUACAUUGACACGGCCAUUUCGGGAGAUUGUCCAUUUGAGAUGAAGGAGGAGUGGUUCAGCUUGACGCCUAUGAUGAGAGACGCCGACCCGAGAGAGUUGAGGGGAGUUUACCUGUACCUUGCUAGCGAUGCGAGCUCAUAUACGACGGGAGCGGACUUUAUCGUCGAUGGAGGCUAUACUGCCCGGUAG